Messenger RNA from Notolabrus celidotus (New Zealand spotty), 10473 nucleotides. RefSeq names its product plexin b1b (gene plxnb1b). Gene Ontology annotation, molecular function: semaphorin receptor activity; protein binding. The record is from RefSeq and is a predicted model, not a curated record. Gene Ontology annotation, cellular component: semaphorin receptor complex. Gene Ontology annotation, biological process: regulation of cell migration; positive regulation of axonogenesis; negative regulation of cell adhesion. NCBI's taxonomy places the organism in Eukaryota, Metazoa, Chordata, Actinopteri, Labriformes, Labridae. The transcript has 40 exons. Bases 704 to 7501 code for a protein of 2265 amino acids.
CCUGUGGAGAGCUGGCCACUGAAAGCCCCAAAUCAUUGCCACCACCACUUACCGGCUACAUGUGGGGGGAGAAACCUGCUGGGGCAAACCAAGCAGAGAUAGAUAGACUAAAGUAAGCGGGACUUUUUGCUGCACGGAGUAACUGCACUGAUUUGUUUUCUCCACAAAGGUGUGUCAACCAGUCCAAGUUGGAUGCCUGAGAGGAAAAUGUGCAAGUCUGGACUGAAUGGCAGUGGAAUUUGAGAUCUCGUAACCUCGAGAAACAGCGUUGCCGGUCCCGGGUCAUUUGUAAGCUUGCUGAACCAGCUCCUUCCAACAACUUGGAUACUCAGAAUCAAACCGGGGAAAGUUGCUCGCGUCGCUGUAACGAGGCGUAAAGGCGCGUUUGGAACAAGUGAGCGAGGAGUUGUGAACAGGACAAGGUUUGGACAAAUCCCCAUGGGGGUCGUAGAGGGAUUAGGAUUUGGAGGAAACCAGCACUGAACUCUCAUUGAAAACCUCUCCUUACCUUUGAGUGCCACACUCUCCUAUCCUUGUGCUGAAUCUGGUAACACCCCUUGCCAAAGCAUCAUCUCCAUCCUACCCUUGCUGGACUACAGAGGAUCAGGUGUCCAGAAGAAUGAGUUUGUAAACCCAAGCUACUGGGAGGUCAAGAGGUGGCAUGCCUCUGUGAAACGGAGCUGGGAACAAAUGCUCUGCUGCCAUGCCUCCGGGGAUGGUGAGUUGUUUUUCAGCUUUAGCGGUCCAAACGCUGCUUUCUCUGCUGCUGAUAGCUGCCGACUGGCCCUUCACCUCAUUACGUAGUGGUGUUGUCGGAGCAUCAGACCCCUUCCCCUCCAGUCCUUACCCCACCUUCACCCGUAAUGACACUCUGUUUGAGCACCUGGCCCUGCACCCUACAGUGAGUCGGGUCUACGUUGGAGCCAGGGAUCACCUUUUCCAGUUGGAUCGAUUCCUCCAACCUGAACUUCAGGAUGACACAGGACCGGUCACAGACAGCAGAGAGUGCCUACCCCCUGUUACUGAGACCAACUGCCCUCAGGCCAGGGCGACAAGCAACCACAACAAGCUGCUGCUGGUCGACCCGUACUCCAUGGAGCUCAUCACCUGCGGGAGUGUCAACCAAGGGAUCUGCCAGAAACGCAGUCUGGACUCAGUGGAUGUUGUACUUUUCUCUACAGAGAGGCCCGUGGAUACUCAGUAUGUAGCAGCUAACCACCCUAACGUGAGCACCGUGGGACUCGUGGUUCGCUCUAACCCUAACAAGCAGCCUGUUCUGUUUGUUGGACGGGGUUACACCAGCAGCCACCCGCCUAUUUCCACACGAAACCUCGACCAGGAGCCCAUCUUUUCUUACGAGGAGACUGCCAAGUUGGCUGUGGCUGGCCGUCUCUCAGAAUACGACCAUCAUUUUGUUGCAUCGUUCGCCUACCGUCAGCAUGUGUACUUCCUCUUCUACCGGCGGGAUUUAAAGUCACAGUCACGCGAGUACCGCACCUACGUCUCUCGUGUUUGUUUGGAAGACCAGGCCUAUUAUUCCUACGUGGAAGUACCUCUGACAUGCCAAUCCAGGGCGGGAAAAAUUUACAACCUUUUGCAAGCUGUGCAGCUCGGGCUCACCAAGAACGGUGAUGAGAGUCCAGGCUCAGGAACUCUCCACGGUGUCUUCUCCACACGUUUGGCUUCAUCAACUCGGCCCAGUGAGGACUCUGCUCUCUGCACGUUCAAACUCGAAGAUGUGGACCACAGGAUUAACUCAACCAGAGACCUGUGCUACACUCAGAUAGGCAAAGAAGGAGGAGUGGAGGCAGCCUACAUCGAGUAUGAAGUCAAAUCCAACUGUGCCAACCUGCCAGAGAACACUCUGGAUGCGUACCCCUGUGGCUCGGAUCACACCCCGAGCCCGAUGGCCAGCAGGAUUGCCGUAGAAGCAGAAACCAUCCUGGACAGCCCGUCUGCUCGCCUCACUGCCGUGGCUGUCAGUGUGAGGGUGGGACAUACCAUCGCCUUCCUGGGGGACUCUAAGGGGAACCUGCACAAGGUGUUCCUGGGGCCGGAUGGUCAGGUGGAGGAGUACUCUGUCAUCUCCAUUCAGCACAACGCAGCCAUCAGUUCAGACCUCAUCCUGGACCAGAAAGAGGAGCAUCUCUUCAUCAUGACUCACAACAUGCUGCAGAAGAGGCCUGUGGCUGAAUGCCAGCAGCAUCCAGACUGCCACUCCUGCCUGCUCGGACACGACCCCUACUGUGGUUGGUGUGUCCUGGAGGGAAGGUGUGUGUUGCAGUCUGAGUGUGCUCGUGGGAACCAUCCCGGUCAGUGGUUGUGGAGCUUUGAAAUGGAGCAGCAGUGUCUGACCGUUCAGGACCUCAGCCCCUCAAACAUCAGCAGGGAGGAGAGCAGGACGGUGUCUCUGUCGGUCCCUGGACUUCCAGUGUUGGAGAAAGAUGAGUCCUACUCCUGCUUCUUCCAGGACAUCCACAGUCCCGCCAUCGUCACAGACAGCGGCGUCACCUGUCACUCUCCAGAUACCCACCAUGUUCCCUCAGUGCCUCCAGGGCAGGACUUUGUCACAGUUACCCUGUCUCUUCGCUUCGGGGACGUCACCGUCACAGCGAGGGAUUUCACCUUCUACGACUGUACGGCUGUAAAGCAGCUGUCUGGCAGCAUGCCUUGCAGAGGAUGUGUUACGAGCAGAUGGGGCUGUAACUGGUGCGUUCACCAACACUUGUGCACCCACAAGCCCACCUGUGAGGAGGGGGUGGUCAUCUACAACCACCAUUUUAAACUCCCCACCUCAGCUCCUCCCACCACCAAACCUAUCAAAGUCAUCACAACACCCACUACCACAAAGGCCGCCCCGACAACCACCACCAUGAAAACCGACCCCACCACAGUCCCAAAAACAGUCACCGCACCGACGACUACAGCGGCCCCCACCACGAUAGCAACCACUCCGGAGCCAACCACCACUCUAGCACCCACCACCCCACCUACGACCACCACCACCACCCCUGAGCCGACCACCCCACCCACCACCCUGCCACCUCAGCCUACCAGCACCCUGCCCUCCACCACACCUGCACCCAGCACAGCUUCAGCUCCAGAGGUCACCACCGAGGAAGAAGAAGAAGAAGAAACCGAAGCCGGGGAGCUCGUCGUCACUCAAAGUGAGACUGAAGGCGACGCAGUGACACCCACUGUCCCUAUGGGUGCUGUGGAUCUGGGGCCUGCCACCACAGCUGAUGGUUUAGGUGAAGAUCUGGACCCUGUGAUGCCUUUGAUCAUCCCACCUCAAGACCCUGACUCCUCCCUCCUCGAGUUAGUGACGGAGUCUCCCACCAGUGACGAAGAGGCAGAGGGAGCUUUAAGUCUGGCAGAGCCCCCCACCCCAACCUCAUCUGGCUUUCCCCUGCCAGCACCCUUCCCUGUGAGUGAACCAGAGGACCCUGAGCCCUCCCUGUACCUGGAUCUAACCCAGACACCCACCCUAGGGCCCACACAGGACCCCCCAACUGAAACAAGAAGCCCAGAUACUGACCAAGGUGAGCCCGUCCUGCUGGAAAAAGAAUCAGACAUCCACACCGAGCCGGAAAAUGACACAGCCUCGUUUUCAGCGGCUGCUGUGUUGUCAGGUGACGGUGAGGUGGACCACUCCUCCCCAUCAUACCUCCAACUGAUGGACUCAGACUCAGAGCUGGACUACCAGUACGAUCAAGCUGACGGCUUCCUCCCGGGGGAUGAGGGCUCUUAUGUCAGCUGGGGUUCUUCAGCUUGUCCCUGUGUGGAGAAGGUCCAGGGUUCAUCACUGCUGCCUGUCCAGGUGGAGAGGAAGAUCACCUUAUUGGCCCGCAACCUGCACCUUUAUCAGGACUCAGAUCUGGACUAUGAGUGCGUGCUGGUCAUCGAGGGGCAGACUGUGGUGGUGGACGCCUACGUGGAGACUGAUGACACCAACCCAUCAAACUUUGACAUCACCUGUCAACUACACCAGUAUUCAUACUCUGCUCCAGUGGAGGAAUACAAUGCCAUGGUGUACGUGAAGAGGAGGGACACCUUCCAUGUGGACAGCUCUCCUGAUCUCUACGUCACUCUGUAUAACUGCUCUGUCGGCCGCUCUGACUGCAGCCGCUGCCACACAGCGGACCACAAAUACGGCUGUGUGUGGUGCGGUGGUGCUCGCGCCAGCUGCCUGUAUUCAGACUCCUGCAGUGAACCCGUGCAGCAGACGUGCCCCGCUCCCGUCAUCCACUCUAUUGAGCCUCUCUCAGGCUUGCUGGACGGCGGCACCCCAGUCACCAUCUCAGGCUCCAACCUGGGACAGAAGGCUGAAGACAUCCUUUACUCUGUGUUAGUUGCUGGGAUUCCCUGCACCGUCGUCCCCAGCCUCUAUGAGGUCUCCUCCAGGAUUGUGUGCAGGACUGAAGCCAGCGGUGGAGAGAAGGUCGGCUAUGUCUCUGUUAAAGUGAGCGGAGGGGAGUUUGGCAUUUCCAGCCAGACCUUCAGCUACCAGGACCCGUUUGUGAUGGGAGUUUCUCCUGAAAGGGGGCCCAAAGCUGGAGGAACGACGGUGACCAUCACUGGUAGAAACCUGCUGACAGGACGUCCCUCUGACCUCACCAUCACCGUGGGAGGAGUGCCCUGUACCAUAGUGUCAGAGGUGCAGGCGUCCAGUGUUCAGUGUGUGACAGGCGGCAGUAAUAAGACAGGAGAUCACCGGGUCACCCUGCAUUACCACAGCAGCCAGCGCCACCUCAACUCUCCACCCUACCGCUACACCCACAACCCCAAUGUCACACACGCUGCGCCUGCAAAGAGCUUCCUGGAUGGUGGUCGGAUGAUUUAUGUGUCGGGCCACAGCCUGGACGUGGUGCAGGAGCCUCGUAUGGUGGUGACUGUCUCCCCAUUGGAGUCAGUCAGCCAGAAUAAAGGGAAGAAGAAGAAGAGGAGGAGGAGGAAGAGGAGGAGUGGAGAGCAAAAUGAGGGCAGAGGGAAGACUUUGGAAAGGCUAGCGAGGAUGCUUCCUGAUCAUAUCUGUCCUGGAGACCCGUUAUGUGCCGUCAAACAGUUCAUGGAGCGCUGCGAGGUGAACUCCUCCACCCUCAUCCUCUGUCGUUCGCCCAUGGUGGAUUCCUCUGUCUUGAGGUCAAAGGUCACCGUGGAGUUUCUGCUGGACAACCUGCGCUUUGACUUCAACAGUCUGAACUCCCAGACUUUCAGCUACCAACCUAAUCCCUUCCUGCGGCCCCUGAACCAGCAGGACCCUGUGAAGGCCUACCGCUACAACCCCGGCAGCUUUAUCCAGCUGGAGGGUGAAAAUCUGGACCUUGCCAUCACUAAGGAGGAGGUGGUAGUGUUGGUCGGGGAGGGGGUGUGUGCUGUGAAGACCCUCACCAGAAACCACCUGUACUGUGAGCCUCCACCUCAACAACCCUCACCUGUACACAACGGCAAGAAGCGUGAGGGCUCCGACAACCUGCCCGAAUUCACCGUCCAAAUGGGCAACCUGAACUUCUCCCUGGGAAAGGUUCAGUACGACAACCUCGGCCUGGCCACCUUCCCUCUGGAGGCUCAGAUUGGAGUUGGCGUUGGAGCGUCGAUUGUUGCCCUCAUCGUCCUCAUCAUCGUGCUCAUUUACAGGAGGAAGAGUAAACAGGCUCUGAGAGACUACAAGAAGGUCCAGAUCCAGCUAGAGAACCUGGAAACCAGUGUGAGGGACCGCUGCAAGAAAGAGUUCACAGACUUGAUGACAGAGAUGAUGGACAUGUCCAGCGACCUGGUGGGCACCGGCAUCCCUUUCCUCGACUACCGGAUGUAUGCAGAGCGCAUUUUCUUCCCUGGCCACAGAGAGUCUCCGCUGAGACGGGACCUGGACGUCCAGGAGUGUCGCCGGCAAACGGUGGAGCAGGGUCUGGUGCAGCUGUCCAACCUGCUCAACAGUAAACUCUUCCUCACCAAGUUCAUCCACACUCUGGAGAGUCAGAGGACUUUCUCUCCCAGAGACCGGGCGUACGUGGCGUCUCUGCUGACGGUGUCACUGCACGGCAAACUGGAGUAUUUCACAGACAUCCUGAAAACUCUCCUGAAUGACCUGGUGGAGCAGUACGUGGCCAAGAAUCCUAAACUGAUGCUGCGCCGGACGGAGACGGUGGUGGAGAAGCUGCUGACCAACUGGAUGUCUAUCUGCCUCUAUGCCUUCCUCAGGGACUCUGCGGGGGAGUCUCUCUACAUGCUGUUCCGGGCCAUAAAGCACCAGGUAGAUAAAGGCCCGGUGGACGCUGUGACAGGGAAGGCCAAGUACACUCUGAACGACAACCGCCUGCUGCGAGAAGACGUGGAGUACAAGACCCUGACUCUGAAUGUGUUGGUCCAGGGUGGAGGAGUCAAUGAGAGCCAGCCGCUGCCCUCCAAAGUUUUGGACUGUGACACCAUCACUCAGGUGAAAGAGAAGCUGCUGGAUCAGGUGUACAAGAGCACCUCCUUCUCCCACCGACCCCACGCAGACUCACUGGACCUGGAGUGGCGCUCUGGUGUCGCCGGUCAUCUCAUCCUGUCAGACGAGGACUUGACGUCUGUGGUUCAAGGGAACUGGAAGCGACUGAACACUCUACAGCACUAUAAGGUCCCUGAUGGUGCAACAGUAGCGCUCGUUCCUCGUCACAGCAAACACAUUCAUCAUGACAACCAUGACUACGUGGCAGGAGAGAAGACUCCAAUGUUGGAGGACGCAGACGAAGGCGGAGUCCGGCUGUGGCAUCUGGUGAAAGCCAGCGAGGAGCCGGAGCUGCCCAAACACCGCAGAGGCAGCUUGAGGGAGAGAGAGCGGGCCAAGGCCAUCCCUGAGAUCUACCUGACCCGCCUGCUCUCCAUGAAGGGGACGCUGCAGAAGUUUGUGGAUGACCUGUUCACAGUGAUCCUCAGCACCAGCCGUCCUGUCCCGCUGGCUGUCAAAUACUUUUUUGACCUGCUGGACGACCAGGCGGGACAACAUGGCAUCUCUGACCCAGAGACGAUACACAUCUGGAAGACCAACAGUCUGCCUCUGCGUUUCUGGAUCAACAUUGUGAAGAACCCUCAGUUCAUAUUUGACGUCCAGGCGUCGGACCACGUGGACGCCGUGCUCUCUGUCAUUGCACAGACCUUCAUGGACUCCUGCACCAUCGCUGAGCACAAGCUGGGACGGGACUCUCCCAUCAACAAGCUGCUGUAUGCCAGAGACAUCCCCCGAUACAAGCAGAUGGUGGAAAGGUACUACGCCGACAUCAGGCAGACCAUCUCGGCCAGCGACCAGGAGAUGAACUCUGCUCUGGCUGAGCUGUCUCGGAAUUACUCUGGAGAGCUGAACUACCUGGUGGCUCUGCACGAGCUGUACAAGUACAUCAACAAAUACUACGACCAGAUCAUCACAGCGCUGGAGGAAGACCCCACAGCUCAGAAAAUGCAGCUUGGUUACAGACUGCAGCAGAUCGCAGCCGCAGUGGAAAAUAAAGUCACUGACUUGUGACAGAGGAAACACCCACCAGAGCUGCGUAAACCGAGUGGGACAGGAGUGGGAGUGGAAUAGAUGGACUUGUACCCUGCAGGCUGAACUGAAGCAGGAGAGCGCCAGACAGACUAAUGGGAGAAUAGUAUCAUUCUCCCUUCAUGGAGGAAGAGUUCAAGUUUUUGAAGAUAAUUUUUUAACACUGCGGAGGAUUCAGUUUGGCAUCAACGUUCACAUCAGAGCACCGUCUGAACUGUUGUGGUGUUGGCUGAUUAUCAAUCUGUAUCUGAAGCUGUAAUCCAAGAGAAGAAAGACAGCUCGUACACACAAAGAAGGGAUGUGUGACUGAACCGGCCAGGCCUGCUGUCCCUAAGAAGAGAAAACAGAGGAGCAUUUUUUUAUUUCCUCAUAAAGCGCUGGACUACAAACGUGAUGGUCUCACACAGCGGCUCUCAUGUUACAGAAACCAGCUGGUCCAGGCAGCUGAUCUGAAGACUGACACAUUCAGAUGUUACAGCAGCCUCAUAUCCCCAAAACUCUGGAGUGAAUUUUAUGAAGCGGUACCUCUUAUGCCUUUUGUGCUUGUCACUGCUGUACGGUCCGAAGUUAUUUCUUUGUUGUGUAUGGUGAUUAGUGUGUGUAUGUGUGUGUCGACAGUUAUCCGUGUUGCCCUGGUACUCAAUCUGCAUCUGAUAUUUUCAUAUUCCUUGUUUCUAGUGCACAGUGUAGUGAACUCAGUUUCUACAGAAAAUACAUUUCAGUUUCAACUUCAACUCAACGUUUUUCUGGAAGGUUAAACUCCUUUCGCUGACUUUAUACCCAAAACUGUCACUGCUUUUUUAACUGUUCUCAUCAUUUGUCUUGUUUUUGUUUUUUUCCUUGAGGACUUUUUGGGGUUGUUGUUGUUUUUUUUUAAUGCCAAUCAAGUUAGAAAUCUGAAUUUCAAGUGACAAUCCAACAAAAAAGUGAGAAUUCUGAUCAUGAUCUCUGACAGAUUUAAAUAGAUCCAAAUUCAAGGUCAAUAUGUCCAAAGUAAAGUCAAAACUUUGAGAUUAAAUGUAGAACUUAGAGAACAAAUUAAGGAAUUCAAGAUUUAAGUCUGAAUUUCAAGUAAACUGUUGAUUUUUAAGAUUUAUUUGAAAAAGUUUUAAAGUCUGACUUUUAAAAGUCAAAUCUUUUUAAUUAAUAAGUUUUAAUUAUUUGUCCCCCAUGAACUUUUAAUUCAAAUACAUUUUCUUCACAUGUCUUUCAUCCAACUGUGUUGGCUUUUCCCUGACAUGGACGUGACAUGUUUGAAAAUGAUAACUCAUCAGUUUCUCUGAGCCCUCUUGUUAAAGCCUCAUGCUGGGACUCUUUGUGUGUCAGUGCCGCUCUCUACCUCUGAUAGAUCCUUUUUUCUGUAAUGUUGUGACCCAACACAAAUACUGCUGAAUACAUUUCAACCAAGUAUAGAUCUGUAUUACACAUAUACGGUUCACGUCAGCUGGACACUCUUAUUUGCACACACACACACAAAUAUGCACUCUCACACACACACACACACUCACGUUUCAGAGUCUAAUUUAUCUUUUUCUUUGGUGUGAAACUAGAAAUGAGAAUCUGCUCGUACAUGCAUUUUAAGGUACUCAAACCUGACUGAGUGACUGUUUUUAUUAUUUCUUGCUUUUAUACUUAUUCAUGUGGAUGUGUGUAUAGUGUACAAGUCACUGGAAAGAUCUUUGAGGAAAAACAUGAUCCUUCCAUGAAGAAACUCAUUGAAAUGAAGUGGGAGAUUAGUGUGCACCGCUGUGUUUCAUAGUGUCAAUCAGUAGCCUUCUUAUUUUGUACAUUUUUUAACAUUCCUUUUAGGUCUUCAACAUUUAAUUAAAUCAUGUUCCACUCCAGGCUAUGGUAUUGGUGCAUGUUGAAAUGUUUGGUGUCGUCAUCAUGUUUGUUACACUUCUCAUUUUGAACACAGGGAGGCACUGCUUCAUUCACUGAAGGUCUGUAUGACAUUGUUUUGUCAAGUUGACGCAGGUUACACAUUCAUCUGGUUGUUGUCACACUUCUCUGCUUUCAUUUGGAGCACAGAGACAUAUUAAACGUGAGCUGAUGUUUCAUGACAUGUUUUUCUUUUUGAAAUGACAAAGACUGAUUCGGCUUCAGAGGGGUUGAUAAGGCUGGGUAUGGAUGCACAUUUGAUAUGAUCCGUCAAACUCUGAUACCAUAAAAAAUGCUGUGUUCACUGGCACUGCCCUUUGUGUUUGGGAGUUUAGGGCUUAAUUUAGUGUUAAUAAUCUAGAUUAUGUUUAAGUAAUGCAGAGAUAACAGAGGAAAAUACUUUUGGAAACAGAUUUUGACACAACCCUGGUGCCAAAAGUUUCAGCACAUGACAGUUUAAGAGGUGAAGAAGUUUUCAUAAGGUACAGAUUUUUUUGAAAGAAGGAAAACUUUAGUAUCACACAACGCUCAAAGAACCAGACUGACCUAGUUCAAUGCCAAAUUUGGUGCUAACUGUUGUAAUCAGAGCCUUAGACUGAGUUCAAUCACUGCUUAUACGAUAAUGAUUAUUCAUACCCAGCCCUUGUGGCAAGUGACCAAACGAGAUGAGGGGAAGAUUCAGUCUCAUUUCUGCCUUUGCCCUUCCUUUAUGUGUGUUUGGCCCGAGGUGUGUCAUUCACUGGAUCCACAUACAGUAACCCAAAGGUGUCUCACUGCAUCUGUUUAUACACACAGUCAACUAAUGAUUCAUAAGAAUAGAACUUUUUUUUUUCAUCUUUCACUGUCGGCUCAGAUCGAAGGUGAAAGCUCAAAGGUGUUGAGGAAAACUAUAACUGUUGUAAAAAAUUGGCGAUGUAGAGCAGGCUCUGCAAGGAGCAGUUUUGAGAAUAUUUUGUGUGUUAAUAUCAUUGUACAUACUGAUUUAAAAUGUAACUGUAGUGAUUUAACCUGUUUAAUAAGAGAAGGUGCAACUUCUCACAGAGGCUGAUGUAAUAAAGUAUUCUCAAAAUUUA